Arachis stenosperma is the source of this 750-nucleotide messenger RNA. RefSeq names its product D-2-hydroxyglutarate dehydrogenase, mitochondrial-like. Gene Ontology annotation, molecular function: FAD binding. The record is from RefSeq and is a predicted model, not a curated record. Gene Ontology annotation, cellular component: mitochondrion. Bases 1 to 750 code for a protein of 249 amino acids. The transcript is spliced from 9 exons. NCBI's taxonomy places the organism in Eukaryota, Viridiplantae, Streptophyta, Magnoliopsida, Fabales, Fabaceae.
AUGUCUAGAUCUGGUAGCAACGCCCAAACCUCUGAGAUCGAGAAAAACCGCCUCUUCGCGAACGACGUUGUCGCUGCAACACCACACCGCCACCGUUAUAAUCCUCUUAAAAGGAGAGAGGUUUGCAAGGGAGGAAGAGAAGGAGGCUCCAGUAAGCUCCUUCUACAGCCACGCACCACUGACCAGGUUUCUGAGAUUCUUAAAUACUGUAACUUCAUAUUUCUGGCUGUUGUUCCCCAAGGUGGUAACACUGGUCUUGUAGGUGGAAGUGUACCUGUUUUUGAUGAAGUUGUUGUCAGUCUUAGUGCUAUGAGUAAAAUCAUAUCCUUCGACAAGGUCAGCGGUAUAUUGGUAUGUGAAGCAGGGUGCAUAUUGGAAAAUAUAAUAUCAUUCCUGGAUAGUGAAGGCAUUCACCUAUUUAUUAUGCCACUAGGCUUAGGUGCAAAAGGGAGUUGCCAGAUUGGUGGAAAUGUUUCAACUGAUGCUGCUGGCGGGUUGCGUCUUCUUCGAUAUGGAUUCCUUCAUGGAAAUGUACUUGGUAUUGAAGCUGUUCUAGCAGACGGUACUGUACUUGACAUGCUUAAGACAUUACGCAAAGAUAAUACUGGAUAUGAUUUGAAACAUCUAUUUAUAGGAAGUGAAGGUUUCUUGGGAAUUAUUACUAAGGUUUUGAUACUUACCCCACCAAAAUUAUCUUCAGUAAAUGUGGCUUUUCUUGCUUGCAAGGAUUAUAGCAGUUGCCAGGCAUGA